CAGAAGCCCUCUUUUCAGGCUUCACUCCAAUCUGAGCAGUUCACUUCUCCAUAGCCCUAAAAUAUUUUCAAAUAGUACAGCUUAGAAGGGACAGGCAUGAUUCUUCUUACUGUGCUUUUCCCCUGCAUCAUUUCCACAUAUUCAGCAUCUGUGAAAGGCCACAAUACCGGUCCACGAAUAAACAAUGACAAGUUAUAUAAAUUUGCCUACUCCACAGAAGUGCUUAUGGACAGGGUGAAAGGCUCACCCCGGGAAAGUGUGGGCUACCAAAUUUCAUGUGAUGUGGAUGUCAACUUAGUAUGGAGAAAUCCCAAUAAUGAUGAUGAUCAGCUGAUCAAAAUUGCGAUUAUAGAUGUAAGAUUUGAAAAUGUGAAUGAGCGUCCUGCAAAGAAAAACAUUUACCAUGGAAAAAAUACAGAUGAAAUAAUUGGAAAAGAGCAUCUGCCAGUUUUAAAAAGGCCUGUAGUUCUGCAUUGGACUCGUGGAAAGGUUAAAAACUUCUACUCCUACAAAAAUGAACCUGCUGUUAUUCAGAAUUUCAAGAGAGGUCUGGCUAGCUUGUUUCAGAUACAGCUGACUUCUGGGACUGUCAGUGAGGUGGAUAUCUGUGGCAGAUGCAAUGUUACUUACCAGGCUCGAGAAAACCAAAUCACUAAAGUUAAAGCCUUGAACUCUUGCAAAUUAGAACGGACGGGAUUUUCCAACCACAAUCAGUUCUUAGACAUCAGCAAAAAAUCCACUUCGGCCACAAUUUAUAUGUUGGAGGACACCUUUAUUAAAUCUGUGCGGGCAGAAGAAAAUCACAUUAUGAAUGUGAAUGCUCAGCAAACAACCAAUGCAAAAGUAGUUUCAAAACAGAAACUGGAACUAAAAUCAACAAAAGCUGGCCCAAGAGAGAUGUCUGGGAAGCAAGUUGCUAACAUUGUUAAGGCUCUGGAUUCGAAUUACGUUGCAAUCUCACUUGUGGCUGAGUCUGUCUCAGAUGAAUGCAAAAGUUGUCCCACACUCUCUCAGCAGUGGCAGACCAUCCGACAACAGAUGGAACCAGAAAACCUUUCCAAAGCUGAUGCUGUGAAAGGAUUUUUGUCUUUUAUUCAGAACCUGAGGAAAGCUACAACAGAAGAGAUCCUUCAUAUACUGAGAAGUGAAAGCAAUGUAGAAGUACUUCCCCAGUUAAUUGAUGCUGUAGCCUCUGCACAGACCUCAGCCUCUCUGAAAGCUAUGCUGGAUUUCCUGGAUUUCAAGAACAAAAGUGGAUCUGUCCUUCAGGAGCGAUUCCUCUAUGCCUGUGGAUUUGCGUCUCACCCCAAUGAGUUACUACUCAGAUCUUUAAUCAACAUAUAUAACAGCCAAAUUGGCAGCAACGAAAUCCAAGAAACGGUCAUCAUAAUUAUUGGAGCACUCAUCAAAAAGCUGUGUGAUCGAGGAGGCUGCAAACUGCCGGCUGUUGCAGAAGCAAAGAAACUGAUCUUUGGAGGCUUGAACAGGGCAAAGAAGGCUGAUGAUGUGAAGGUCUUCCUUUUGGCAUUAAAAAAUGCUCUUUUGCCUGAAGCUAUUCCAGUGCUUUUGAAAUAUGCCGAGUCAGGAGAAGGCUCUAUCAGCAAUAUUGCUGCUACUGCUCUGCAGAGAUAUGACCGCUCUUUAAUCACCAGUGAGGUGAAGAGAACAAUGAACAGGAUUUACCACCAGAAUCAUAAAGUUCACGAGAAAACUAUACGCACCACCGCAGCUGCCAUCAUCUUCAGCAACAAUCCUUCCUUCAUGGAAGUGAAAAACCUCUUGCUGUCCAUUGGAGAGCUGCCGCUGGAAAUGAAUAAGUACAUGCUUUCACUAGUCCAGGACAUUCUACAGUUUGAAAUGCCUGCCAGCAAAAUGAUCCACAGAGCUCUAAAGGACAUGUUCAUCCAUAACUUUGACCGAUUCUCGAAAAUGGGUUCUUCGUCAGCCUUUUCUGGUUACCUAAUACGUACCCCAUAUGCAUCAUCUAUCUAUAGUCUUGACAUACUCUACUCUGGCUCUGGAAUCUUAAGAAGAAGUAACAUGAAUAUUUUUCUUGGCAAUAAAUACUCUCAGAUUCAUGGCAUCCAGGUGGUGAUUGAGGCUCAGGGCCUGGAAUCCAUUAUAGCUGCAUCUGCUGAUGAAGGUGAAGAAGAUCUGGAAUCUUUUGCUGGCAUGUCAGGAAUCAUGUUUGAUGUUCAGCUUAGGCCUGUUACGUUUUUCCAAGGGUAUGGCGAUUUAAUGUCUAAAAUAUUCUCAGCCACUGGAGACCCUGUAAAUGUGGCGAAAGGACUCAUUCUUCUGAUGGAUUACUCACAGGUCAUCCAACUACAGUCUGGGCUGAUUUGCAACACUGAAUUCCAGAUAGGCAUGACCAUUGAUAUUUCUGGAAAAAUGGAAUUCAGCCUUUGGUACAGAGAAUCCAAAACUAAUGUUAAAAAUCGGGGAGCCAUGGUGGUAGUUGGCAACAUUGCUGUGGAUGCGCUCUUUGUGAAGGCUGGCAUGGAAACCAGUACAGAAAUUGAAACAACUUUGGACUUUAUCUUCACAGUGCAGUUUUCACAAUAUCCAUUUUUAGUUUGCAUACAGAUGGACAGAACUGAAAGUCCUUUCAGACGAAACCUAACUAAAUAUGAAAGCCUACCAUCUGGAAAAACUUAUAUCUCCCGGAAAGGAAAAGUGAGGCUGCUGGAGGGUUCCGAAUACCCCCUUCACCAAGAGAACUCCAACAUGUGCAGGAAAGGUUUCAGCGAUCAGUCUGACUCCUCCGAUAGUUGGUUUUGAAAAAGGGCCUGUAUCUUUUGUUUGACUAAAACGGUGGCUGAUGUCGGCUUUUAUGAACUGCUGUGCUAGUUUAGGGCCUGAAUCUGCAAUAUUCAAGCCUGUGAAAACUUUGCUGUUAACUUCAAGAUGCCCAGGAUCUUGAGCAUGUGUGCACUGUGUUUACAUAUUUACAUAUAUUUUUUAAAAACUUUUUUUUGUAACAUGUUAAGGAAAUUGAUGCAAUUCUAGGUACUCAUUGAAGGUCCUAUUAGAUGUCAUCUGGCCAUGCCCAGAUCUUCCAUAGUCCUUUUCUUUGGUUCUGUUGAAAAAGGCUGCUGGAGCAGGCAUUUUGAAUUGGGGCCACAAUGAAGGAGGACCGAGGGGCUUACCCAUUUCCCUCAUGUCAUUUCUGCAACUAAAAUCGCUCCUCUCCAACCUUGAAGCUACUAACAGCCAUGGGAGAGUGGGUAGACACUUCCACCUGCCUUUUUUCUGCCUCUGCAACUAAUAGCAACUUCAAUGAUUUCAUUGCAGCAAAUUAAGUCAAGGAAAUGAUUAGGGGAAAAGGAAUAAACUCCCCUUCUUCAAUGUCACAACCUCAUUCCAAAUCUUUCUCCCUCCACUUCCUCAGUUGUGUUUAACCAAAGAAAAAGACCACACAAGAUCCAAUUAUACUAUUUGGCCCUGGAGGUCAGUAUAACUCUGGUGUUAAAGUAAAAAACACAGCAAAUGUACAUUUUUUUCUUGAAGCAGAAAAUAUAGAAGUCCAUGGUUCUGAUAGGCAUUUUUGAAAUAUACACAGUAAAAUGAUGAUUAUUUAUAAACAUAUUUAGGUUAUAACCCUGUUUUUAAUGGUAUCCAUUUUUUUAGGUACAAUUUGCAGGUUACAGAACAAUCCUAUGCAUGUGUACUUGAAAAUAAAUCCUACUGUGUUCAGUGGGGCUUAUUCUCUAGUAAGGGUAUUUAGGAUUAAGGAUGGGGAAGAAAUUUGAUUCAGUUCUCAUUUGAAGGCUAAUCUACCAAAUUUGUAGCUUUUAAAGGAGCUAAUCCUGAAAUGUGGUAAAAGUCAGGGUGUGUUCACACAGACAUCACAAACGUGGGCCAGAUGACCAGAAAAUAUCAGAACUAAAAAUAUCCAUCCCUCUCUCACUUUAUUAUUGCCUUCUUACAUAUGUUCCCCCUCUAUGAUAUUAGGGCAGUCAUGGGCCCCAUUUAUGCUAGACUUAAACUUUGGGCAGUGAGAAAUAUGAAAUGUAAAUAGAUCCAAAUUAAUUGGCAUAUGCAAUUGGGAAAAUGUGGGGUUUUCUUCCCCUUCCCUGGCAAGGAUAGCUACCUUACAUGGAAACACCCACAAAGCUGCCAUAUUGCUUUUAUUUGUGUGAUGGGUAGAAAUCAUUAGGGAGAGCUGGGAUUUAUAGGGAACAUCUUACUGGGAGUAUCUGCAGAAGAUUAGCACAAUGGUAACAGAUAUCAUGGACAAAUCCACUCUAAUUCUGAAACACACACACACACACACACAAACAGCCUGAGUACAGUUUUCCUGCUGUGAUCUUGACAUCUCACGGUUUUGCAACUAAACUGCGGCCCAAGCUGCAGAUAAGUGAUCAUUA
Molecule: messenger RNA, 4370 nt
Organism: Rhineura floridana
Lineage: Eukaryota; Metazoa; Chordata; Lepidosauria; Squamata; Rhineuridae
Gene: MTTP
Product: microsomal triglyceride transfer protein
Exons: 18
Coding region: 97-2781 (894 amino acids)
Biological process (GO): cholesterol homeostasis; lipid transport; lipoprotein metabolic process
Cellular component (GO): Golgi apparatus; endoplasmic reticulum; basolateral plasma membrane
Molecular function (GO): lipid binding
Source: RefSeq, a predicted model, not a curated record